Kalmanozyma brasiliensis GHG001 is the source of this 2676-nucleotide messenger RNA. RefSeq names its product DNA/RNA helicase, DEAD/DEAH box type, N-terminal. The transcript has a single exon. The coding region runs from base 1 to 2676 and encodes 891 amino acids. Gene Ontology annotation, molecular function: ATP binding; nucleic acid binding; RNA helicase activity. The record is from RefSeq and is a predicted model, not a curated record. Lineage: Eukaryota; Fungi; Basidiomycota; Ustilaginomycetes; Ustilaginales.
AUGCCGGCGCAAUCCAAAUCAGCAUCCAAACGCAAGGCGAACGGCACACCGCAAUCCACGCCCUCAUCCAAAAAGACCACAAAACGCGAUGACGACUUCAUCAUGACGCUCGACUCGGACGACGAGGUGCCUGACCUUGACGAUGCCGACGCCGCCUCUGCAGGCUCCGCCUCCGAGUCCGAACCGGAACCUGAACCUACCACGGACGAACCGCUCACAAAGAACCAGCGCAAGCGCAAGGAGAAAGCGCAUCUCGCGGGCAAGGAAAAGAUCGUCGAGUCCGCCACUACCAAGACUGCAGCUUCGACGGCAAGGAAGGACAUGGCGCUGGAUACGAAUUUCGAGUUCGACAUCUUUGGCGAUGGGUCGGGCGCCGACUACGCAGGUGGCGAAGAGACCAAUGGAGGAUGGGAUAUGAAUGUGAAGGGACACAGGAUGCACAAGAAGAUCAACGUGGAUGACAUCAUUGAGAAGAGGAGGAGGACGAGGCCCGAAUUGGCGUUGCCGGUGGAUGACGAGGAGGACGAAGAGGAGAGUGCGUCCGAGGUGUCGGAGAACGAUCUGGAUGAUGAUAUCAAGUUCGCCGAGUUUGGUGAUAGCGAUGAGGACGACGACGAGGCGCUCGACAGGUUUGGCGGAGGCGACGGCGCUAUUGUCGACGAAGACGAGGACGCCGAGGAAGCAGCAGAGGUCGACAGCGAGGAGGACCCGCUCAGCAGCGAUGUCGACUCCGACGUCUCCGAUGACGACGACGAAGACAUGCCCCCCAUCGACGACGAUUCGGACUCCAACUCGUCUGCUGAUGACUCGGACUCCGACGACGAGGCGGAAAAAGCCAAGAAAGCCGCCUUCUUCGCCGAAGAACCUGCCACGACUUCAUCCAAGAAAGCCAGCGCCGACUCCUCCUCGUUCAGCACCUUCUCCCUCUCGCGCCCCGUCCUGCGCGCCCUCACCUCGCUCUCAUUCCACAAACCCACCCCAAUCCAAUCGCGAACCAUUCCCAUCGCCCUCGCAGGCAAAGACAUUGUCGCGGGCGCCGUCACCGGUUCGGGCAAGACCGCGGCCUUCAUGAUUCCCACCAUCGAACGUCUCACCUGGCGCGCCAAGGGUCGUACCGCCGAAGCCAAGACGCGCGUCCUCGUCCUGGCGCCUACGCGCGAGCUCGCCAUCCAGUGCUAUUCGGUCGGCCAGUCUCUGGCGAAAUACACCGACAUUCGCUUCUGCCUCUGCGUCGGUGGUCUCUCGGUCAAGUCGCAGGAGGCGGAGCUGAAGCUGCGACCUGAAGUGGUCAUCGCCACGCCUGGUCGGUUGAUCGACCACGUACGCAACAGUGCGUCGUUCACGCUCGACGAUAUCGAGAUCCUCGUCAUGGACGAGGCGGAUCGGAUGUUGGAGGAUGGAUUUGCAGACGAACUGAACGAGAUCGUCAAGAGCUGCCCUAAGGGGGCCAGGCAGACCAUGUUGUUCUCGGCGACCAUGACGGAUGAUGUGGAGCAGCUGGUGCGUUUGUCUCUCAAACGACCUGUGCGGCUCUUUGUCGAUCCUAAGCGGACGACGGCGAAGAAGCUGAUUCAGGAAUUUGUGCGAGUCCGCGGGGUGGGUUCGGGCGGUGUUGCUGGUGCAGAUGGACUCUCUGGUGUGGGCGAAGAGCAGCCAGCAGGCAGGAAGAGCGAAGAUGCUCAACGACCCGCGUUGCUCCUUGCGCUGUGCACGCGCACGUUCACCACCCAGACGAUCAUCUUCGUUCGCAGCAAGAAGCUGGCGCAUCAGCUCAAGAUCGUUUUUGCCCUCCUCGGCCUCUCGGCGGGGGAGUUGCACGGUGAUCUAUCCCAAGAACAGCGUAUCGAUGCACUAACGGCCUUCCGCGAUGGAAAAACGGAUUUCCUGCUUGCCACCGACCUCGCCUCGCGCGGUUUGGACAUCAAAGGUGUCCAGACGGUGAUCAACUACGACAUGCCGGGUCAGUUCGAGGCGUACCUCCACCGUGUCGGUCGUACCGCUCGAGCGGGACGUCAGGGUCGAGCCGUCACCCUUGUCGGCGAGGCAGAUCGUCGCAUGCUCAAACUGGCCAUCAAAAAGUCGCCCGCGGAAGCCGUCAAGCAUCGCAUCAUCCCGGCGACCGUUGCGACCAAGAUGCUGGAAACGCUGGAAACGCUCAAGCCGGAAGUGGACGCAGUGUUGCGCGAGGAGAAGGAGGAACAAGCCCUGCGGAUCGCAGAGAUGGAGCUCAAGAAGGGCGAGAACAUGGCUGCGCAUGCGGACGAGAUCUUUGCCCGCCCCAAGAGGACGUGGUUCCAGAGCUCGUCCGACAAGGAGCAGGCGGCGACCGCAAGCAAGGCGCACUACGAGGCGACGAUGGACGGUGCUAGCAACAAGACCGGCCGGGACCGGUACGCCGGGUUGAGCAGGAAGAAGCGGAGGAGCAGGAUGAUGCGCGAUGAGAUCGAGAGGGAGAAGAAGGAGGCCAAGGGGAGUGAGGGCGCCAAGACGAUUAAAGGUGGUGGAGUGAAUGCGGCGAUCAGGGGGGCGAAGAAGAUGGCUAGGCCGACCAAGUUGGGUGUUGCGCCGGUCAAGGUUGGGGUCAAGGGCAAGGGGAAGGGCAAGAAUGGUGGAGGAGGGGGAGGUAAGAAGACCAAGAGCUCGUUCAGCAGAGACUUUGGGGAUAAGCGUCGUUGA